Molecule: messenger RNA, 7537 nt
Organism: Mugil cephalus (flathead mullet)
Lineage: Eukaryota; Metazoa; Chordata; Actinopteri; Mugiliformes; Mugilidae
Gene: ctnnd2a
Product: catenin (cadherin-associated protein), delta 2a
Exons: 26
Coding region: 1490-5293 (1267 amino acids)
Biological process (GO): cell-cell adhesion; dendritic spine morphogenesis; cell-cell junction assembly
Cellular component (GO): adherens junction; nucleus; postsynaptic density
Molecular function (GO): cadherin binding
Source: RefSeq, a predicted model, not a curated record
UGCAUGAAAACCUCACUCAUGCCCAGAAAUAUUAGCUGCCCGGGAUCAUGUUUAGCUUCAUGCAGAGCCCCUGGGGAUUUUAAGUACACAUUACAGGUGGUGCAUUUCUAAGUUUACUAACUUAAAUUAGUUUGCAUGGGUAGGAUCCCAGAAGAAGGAGCCUCGACAGACAGACGAGACUUGACCAUCUGCUCCGAGCCUGUAUAGACCCUGUGCCUCCGUGUCCAAGUUGGGAAAUGUCAAUAUUUUCUCCACCUCAUCUCCAAUCCAGAGAUUGAGCUAGACAUUUCACCGAAAGUGAUACCCUGAAAUACGGGCCUUUAGAGAUGGCAACUCACUGCUGCCAGCUUGUAAUAAAGAGCUGCCUAUUUUCUCAAUGCUCAUAUUUUAGAUACAAGUCAAAAGACUCCUGUGUGUUACCUAAGCGUCUUUUUCUGAGAAACUGACUGUGGGGCAAGCUUCCAAUUUUACAGUGGCAGUUUAAACGAAAUUAGGUCCGUUGUUGGUUUCUUUGAAGUGCCCUUUCUCGUCCACAGAGCAGAGGAUGCCUGGCACGUAAAAACACAUUCACUUCCUCGAGGAACCCCAGAAGUACAUUCAGUGAUCAUGUCCACUUAUGGUCUUUUUCCUGUUGCCAGGAUUAGAGGCUGUAAUCCCGAGACUGUCCUUCUCUCCAUUGUAAAUUACGGCUCUUGCAGUGUGCCCUCAGGGUUUGCACUGUCCAUGUGUCACAUGACAAUUAAUUCCUGCUAGACUAGAGUAAAAACCACCCAGAGAAACAAUAAUGGUUAACAGCAAUGUCAUUAUCUCACACCUAAGCCCAGUGUGUGUCAGUACAUUUAUUAAAGUACAGUUCUCAGCUGUUUUGCUCACUCAACCUCAAACCUCACUUUUCUUCCCACACAAAUCACCUUAACGUUACACAAUAUGAUGAGUAGUGUGUCAACCACACUGUUGAUGACUGAUUGAUUGAUUUUUUUUUUUUUUUGAUGACUUCAGCCAAAUUCUACAUUAUGAUGAAUGAUACAUAAAAUACGCUUAGCUCUUGUUAUUUUUAUUAGCCUUUUUCUUUGCACGCACGAACUAAUGAUCGUCUCCCUGGACGUUAACGUUCACUUCAGUGGCAUUUCCAGCAGUCCCACAGAAAUUCUGUGAACCCCCGGCCGAUUCCCGUAAAUCCUACAUCUAUUUCGGUUUCCUUAUGACUGUCAGAUGGGAAGUAAUUGCCACGGAAUUCCCCCUGUUUGGAAAGUCCUUAAAGUCUCUUCAACGUACAGCCAAGGAGCCAGUCGCGCUGCGGAGGAGCCAGGGACACGGAGGAGCGCGGAGUCGGACCCCGUGCUGGAGUCUGCAGUAAUUAAAGACAUCCGUCAGGUUAUGACAGUGUUACCAGGAAGACCUGCGGGGGACAUGGAACGUGACCGGGGUAACCAAAACAGCUAUCAAACAGCGAUGGUGUCUCGCAGCAAGACUCGUCUUGCUUCUUGCAAUGCCGGUGCCGGAGCAGCCUGCAGAGCAGGAGAAGGGGGCCAUGGUUCCCCCUGUGAUGCCAGCCUCCAACGGAGACAGAUCCGAGACAGAGACGACUUCCUCCAUCCUCGCCUCUGUCAAAGAGCAGGAGCUUCAGUUUGAACGUCUGACCAGGGAACUCGAGGCCGAGCGUCAGAUUGUUGCCACCCAGCUGGAGAGAUGCAAACUUGGAUCUGAGGCGGGCAGCAUGAGCAGCAUCAGUUCAACAGAUGAGCAGUUCCGCUGGAACUCUCAAGCAGAUGGACAGAAGGAUAUUGAGGAUGAGCUGACCACGGGUUUAGAGCUGGUGGAUUCCUGCAUCCGCUCCCUUCAGGAAUCAGGAAUACUCGACAGUGGAGAACGACCGGCUCUACUCUCCCAGAGUUCCUUGCAGCUCAACUCCACCCCCGAGGCUUCGCUCCAGUACUCUGCCAGCUACCAUAGCAACCAGACCCUCGCCCUUAGCGACAGCAUCUCUGCAGCAACUCCUCAGCGCAGCGGGCAGGUUGGAGGAGCGGUGCACAGCUACAACCAGGUGACAUCUAGUCGUGCAGCCCAGCAGCAACAGUCGCAAACUGGGGCAGGGUCAGGUAUCUACUACUCCAGCUCCACCUUGCCUGCACAGCGUGUCAGUUCCCCACUGACUGGAGGAGGAGGCUCAGGAUCCCCCAGUAAACUCCAACGCCUCGGAUCGUCCUCUGACUCGCCAGGAUACUCUACCACGCAGCGCCUGCCUUCCUCCUCCUCCUCCUCCUCUCCCAGCAAACAGUCUCCUGCUAAUCGCCUGGCCAAGUCAUACAGCACCACAGUUGCUGUGACAACAGCAGGAGGGGGCGGGUCUCCCCUGAGGGUGGCAUCCCCACCCAGCUCCACAGCAGCAGGGGGAGGGGCCAGUUCAUUGUCGUCCCCUCUUCACCAGAUGAGUUCAGGCAUAGGGAGCUAUGCCACUCUGUCUCCCAAACGGCUGGCGGCUCACCACGCUUCUGACCAGUACAAGAUCUCCCACGAGCUGUAUGCUACUGCUACACUGCAGAGGCCUGGAAGUCUGGCAGGCUCUCGUGGCUCUUACAGUAGUCAGCACAGUCAAGAGCCCCUUCGGCCUUUGGGGUCUCCAGAGCACCACAUAGAUCCCAUCUAUGAAGAACGUGUCUACCACAACAAGGGCCCCAUGAGGAGCCUAAGCCAAGGCCAAGGGCCGGAUUCUGGCCCCUACCGCAACAACACAGCACCCUCCUCCCCUGGUGUCGACUCCGCCCCUUUGCAGCGCACAGGAAGUCACGGCACAGGAAGUGGCAACUACAGCCGCGGCGGCACCAACAACUAUGCCACAGUGGGACCAGGCUACACCUCAAGUGGUGGCGGUGGAGACGUAUAUGGCUCUGAUCCUUAUGUGGCGGACCCCUACCGCACCCUGCAGUACUGCCCCUCUGUGGUGGAAUCUCCAUACAGCAAGUCAGGACCAGCCCUGCCACCUGAAGGGAGCCUGCAGCGUUCCCCCUCCAUCGACUCUAUUCAGAAAGACCCCAGAGAGUUCGGGUGGAGAGAUCCGGAGCUGCCAGAGGUGAUCCAGAUGUUACAGCACCAGUUCCCGUCGGUGCAGUCCAAUGCCGCAGCCUACCUACAGCAUCUCUGCUUCGGAGACAACAAGAUCAAAGCUGAGAUCCGCAGACAGGGAGGAAUCCAGCUGCUGGUCGACCUCCUGGAUCACAGGAUGAGCGAGGUUCACCGCAGCGCCUGUGGAGCUUUGAGGAACCUGGUCUAUGGCAAGGCCAACGACGAGAACAAAGUGACCCUGAAGAACUGCGGAGGGAUUCCUGCCCUGGUCCGACUCCUGAGGAAGACUGGGGAUGUAGAAAUAAGAGAGCUGGUCACAGGCGUGCUGUGGAACUUGUCUUCGUGUGAUGCGCUGAAGAUGCCAAUCAUCCAGGACGCCCUGGCUGUUCUGACCAAUAGUGUCAUCAUACCCCACUCCAACUGGGACUCCUCCCCCAAUCACCAUGACGACCGCAAGCUCCAUCUUCAUACCUCCCAGGUGCUGCGUAAUGCUACAGGCUGUCUCAGGAACGUGAGCUCGGCGGGUGAGGAGGCGAGACGGAGGAUGAGGGAGUGUGACGGCCUGACCGAUGCUCUGCUCUACGUUAUCCAGACCUCUCUGGGCAGCAGUGAGAUCGACAGCAAGACUGUAGAGAACUGUGUGUGCAUCCUGAGGAACCUGUCAUACAGACUGGCUGCAGAGACGUCCCACGGCCAACAGGGGGGGUUGGAGGAGCUGGAUGGCCUGCUCUGUGACGCCAACGGCCGCGAUGGGGAGAGCUCUGGCUGCUGGGGCAAGAAGAAGAAGAAAAAGAAGGGAGCUGACCAGUGGGACGGCGUCGGACCCUUUCCAGACACGGCGGAGCCCCCCAAAGGGGUUCAGAUGCUGUGGCAUCCCACCAUCGUCAAGCCCUACCUCACCCUGCUGUCUGAAUGCUCAAACCCCGACACUCUGGAAGGUGCAGCUGGGGCUCUGCAGAACCUAGCUGCAGGCAGCUGGAAGUGGUCAGUGUACAUUCGGGCCGCUGUCCGCAAAGAGAAGGGACUUCCAAUCCUGGUGGAGCUGCUGAGGAUAGACAACGACAAAGUGGUGUGCGCUGUCGCCACUGCUCUCAGAAAUAUGGCCCUCGACAUCAGGAACAAGGAGCUCAUCGGUAAAUACGCCAUGAGGGAUCUGAUCCACCGGUUACCAGGAAGUAGCAGCAGCAGCAGCAACAACAAUGCCACCAGCAGUGGGACCCCCGGGACCACAGGCCCUCCUAGCAAGGCCAUGUCAGACGAUACUGUAACUGCCAUUUGCUGCGCGCUGCACGAAGUCAUCACCAAGAACAUGGAGAACGCAAAAGCUCUGCGCGAUGCUGGCGGCAUCGAGAAGCUCAUCGGCAUCGCCCGCAGCAAAGGAGACAAACACUCGGCUAAGGUGGUAAAGGCAGCCUCCCAAGUCCUGAGCAGUAUGUGGCAGUACAGAGACCUGCGCUCCCUCUACAAGAAGGAUGGUUACUCCCAGUAUCACUUUGUCGGCUCUGCCUCAACAAUAGAACGAGACCGACAGAGGCCCUACUCCUCUUCACGAACCCCCUCCGUCUCCCCUGUCAGGACAUCCCCAAAUAACCGCUCGGCGAGUGCUCCAGCCUCCCCCAGAGAGAUGAUGAGUCUGAAGGAACGCAAGAUGGACUACGAUUCCACGGCAACCAACGCUGGUUUCCAUAGCAACAAAGGAGAGCACACAUCCCGGAAAGACGGCAUGGCAGUUCAAGUGUCCUGUGGAACGUCUACGUUGUUCCGAAACUCUUACCUGACCGCCAGCGAUGAUAUCAAACAAAAUCAGGCUCCAGCCCAGCCCUGCGUCGUGCCCCCACAGCCCCUGCAGGACAGCCCAUCAGCGGCCGUGCUAAAAGACUACGACCCCUACCCUCCCCCUCCCUCUUUCCCCCAGCCCCAGCCGCCGCAGCCUCCACCUCACAGCCAGAGCCGGAGCUUUGACGAGGCCUACUACGAGGACCAAGGGCUGCCGCCGCCUCCGCCGUCCCAGCCGCAGCCACCGAUCCAGGCACAGGCCCAGCCUCAGGCCCAGCCCCAGCAGCCUCCGAGCACCACCGGGCCGCCCCGGGAUCCGCGGGAAGAUCUGCGCAUGCACCUGGGCCUAAAGUCCACCGGCAACUACGUAGACUUCUACUCGGCUUCUCGGCCGUACAGCGAACUGAACUACGAGACCAGCCACUACCCGGCCUCACCUGACUCCUGGGUCUAGUUAGACUAAUACAUUUAGUGGGGGGGGCAAGAGACAGUCUGUGUGUGCUUGUGUGAAAGGGAUUAUUUUUGCAAGAGGACAACAGCAGAAUAACACAAGGUGACUAUAAGUGGCGUUUUGAAAAAGAAAAAAAAAAGGUAUCUUGCAGCCAGUGGCAGGAAAUUUGUGUUCUCAAAUAGACAGAGCUAGAUGGGGUUUAGAAGCGAAGUCAGGUCGAGUGACAAAGAGAGACUGUGCAUGUGCAUGCAAACAUUUUCCUUUUUUUUUUUCUCCAGACCACUUUCUUUCUUUCUUUAAAGUCGGGUCCAUUUCACCAGGGAGUGGAGCAAGUGAGAGCAGACUUGAAGGAGUGCGUUUGACAAGGGGAGAGCAAGGAGUGGGAAAGGGAGAAAAUGACCAGAUGGAGAGAGUAUGCAGAUACAGAAGACAAGGGAGUGCUCUUACUCCGUAGGAGCAGGAAAUGAUCGGACCUUCUGUCAAAGACGGAAAGAGGUAGAGAGGAACAGCAGAAGUGACAUGAGGGUUCUUGAAGAGGUCACGGAGAAUAAAAGCACAGAGAAAGAUGAAAGCACAUAGAGUAGUAGAAAAGAAGUGGAAGUUUACCAUUUCACCUAAGUGACAAACGUAGCACUGCUUUUAUCCCCUUUUUAUUUUUGUUGCGUUGGCCUUGCUGCCUCCAGAGGCGUGUGAAUUUGUUUUUAAAGAAUGUCAACUUCAGGAGACUUUUUUGUCACCAUUCUUUUACAUCUUUAUUUUUAAUUUGUACUUUUCUAAAAAUUUUCACUUUCAAAAGAGAAAUAAUUUUUAUUUUACGUGUACAGUUUAAAGGUGAUACAGUGUGUAUAUUACACGUUUUUCGAUGGGCCACUUAAGCAAACAUGAUUUCUUUUCCCGUGACUGACAGCUGACUGAAACGACAAAAGCAACAAGAACAAGUGAAACGUGGACAAAACAAUCAGAAACGACAGACACUGUCGGGCUGGAUGUCAGAAGGCGCUUUUGUUUUUGCCCCCGUUUCCAGCCAGAGAGGAGGCCCCUGCAAUAUUUGUGUUUUUCUCUCUCCAUCAAGUGAAUUUCAUCGUGGACACGAUCAAAACGUCAAGAGCGGUUCCAGACAGAGCAGCCUCGCUCCAGAGUCCCCGUCAACAAAAGUGCUUUUUCACUGCCUAAACAAUGUAUGUGUAUGUUUAAAGCACAGUCUCUUUCUUCAGAGAGGGUUGUCUCUGCACUUGGGGGAUCUGAUGUGUUUGACAGCUUCAGUGGUUUCUCAUCAUCACUUGUGCAUAACAAAAAAAAAAAAAGAAAAAAGAAAAAAAAAAUAACUGGUCCGUUCAAUGAAAGCCACCUCAAAUAUUGUACAUCUCAGCGUGUGGUAGAGAAAAGAGAGAAACAUGGCGUCGUGCCAAACUUUGACACAUCUUGGACCAGUCCGAGAGGACUUUAAAAAAAUUUUUGUCGAAGUUUACAAGACAAUGACAGGAUGAGUCCCUCUGCUGUUUGUAUCUUUUGUUUUCUUGUGUUUUGAUCAGGUGAAGCCGUAAUUAUUGCUGGAGAUCAUGGGUAAUGUCUCCCUCCCAUAGAUGUACAGACCUGCCUCUCUGUGCUGGCUGAGCAUGUGUGGGUUGCGUGUAUGUGGACACACGUGUGAGUGUGGUUGUGCGCACGUAUGUGACAGAGCGUGUGCGCGUGUACACGUAAACUUGAGCGAGCGUAUCUAUGCAUGCAUGUGUGUAGUAGCGUGUGUGUGUGUGUGUGUGUGUGUGUGCCUUUGUUGCGUGUGCGUGCGUGAGCGUUCCUGUACAAAUCAUAAAUGUCCAAAUAAGGCAUUCCUACUGACAGUUUGUCCAGUUUUACAACAUGAGAAACAACAGGUAAAAAUCACUAGAAUGAAUUGUUCAUAUAGAAUGACAAAUCUAUAAAUAUAUGAAUAUAAAUAUAAAUAUAUAUAUAUAUAUAAUUUUUAUGUGCUGAUGUCAGUGUCACUAAAUGCAACAAAUGUUCGCAGAGAAAAAAAUUAUUAUGUGGUGUACAACAGGACUCUUGUUCACUUGACCUAAACUUGGAAACUGCUGAUCAGGAUCCCCCCCACCCCAAUCGAAACAAAAGAGAAAUCCCACCUAAAGAUGCUCAGGCUCUGGUGCGAGUUGUGUGUUAUUGUGUGUCCAUGCUUCUUAGAUGAUGACCCUGCCGAGAGAGGAACGUACUUGAACACAAGGAAAAAUAAAAAGACUCUUUGCAAUCAAA